UCAACUUCCAUAUCAUGUCCCAAGUAACCGCCGCCGCCGGUGAAACACCGGCGGCUCCGACCAAUAUUGCGCCGUCGUACACGUCGUUGAUGAAAGCUGUUUGUCUCAAACUUUCCAAGAACCUUAAUACUUAUGCAUGUUUUCUUGGUUUGAUUUGGGCCCUCAUAGCCAAUAGGUGGCAUUUAAGUAUGCCUAGCAUUGUAGACGACUCUAUCUUGAUCAUGGCCAAGGCAGGCAGUGGUAUUGCCAUGUUCAAUACAGGGCUUUUCAUGGCAUUGCAAGACAGGAUAAUAUCUUGCGGUGGGGCUUUAACCGUGUACGGUUUAGUUCUCCGGUUUUUAAUCGGACCCGCUACCUCGGCAAUCGGUACCGGAUUGUUACGUCUGCACGGUGACGUCUUGAAAAUAGUUAUAGUCCAGUCUGCAUUACCGCAAACUGUGACGGCAUUCAUUUACGCCAAAGAAUAUGGACUGCAUGCCGAUGUUCUCAGUACAGCGAUUAUCAUUGGCACCAUCGUUUCAUUACCCGUGUUGAUUGGAUAUUACGUCAUUCUCGACUUCUUACCUUAAUUAAUAUCUUUAUGGGACAUCCUUAAUUAAUAUAUGUACGGGACAUUUUCAAGAGAUGUAACAUUACC
This is a messenger RNA of Ipomoea nil (Japanese morning glory), 637 nucleotides long. RefSeq names its product auxin efflux carrier component 5-like. Gene Ontology annotation, cellular component: plasma membrane; endoplasmic reticulum. The record is from RefSeq and is a predicted model, not a curated record. Lineage: Eukaryota; Viridiplantae; Streptophyta; Magnoliopsida; Solanales; Convolvulaceae. The transcript is spliced from 5 exons. Gene Ontology annotation, biological process: auxin export across the plasma membrane; auxin polar transport. Gene Ontology annotation, molecular function: auxin efflux transmembrane transporter activity. The coding region runs from base 15 to 569 and encodes 184 amino acids.